Tachysurus fulvidraco (yellow catfish) is the source of this 5368-nucleotide messenger RNA. RefSeq names its product SEC24 homolog C, COPII coat complex component (gene sec24c). Gene Ontology annotation, biological process: COPII-coated vesicle cargo loading; endoplasmic reticulum to Golgi vesicle-mediated transport; intracellular protein transport. The coding region runs from base 160 to 3870 and encodes 1236 amino acids. Gene Ontology annotation, cellular component: endoplasmic reticulum exit site; COPII vesicle coat. The transcript is spliced from 25 exons. The record is from RefSeq and is a predicted model, not a curated record. NCBI's taxonomy places the organism in Eukaryota, Metazoa, Chordata, Actinopteri, Siluriformes, Bagridae. Gene Ontology annotation, molecular function: zinc ion binding; SNARE binding.
GAAGAAAGGGAUUAAUCAGAGCUAGUGGUGGUACUGAUCCAGAAAGGUGGCUUUCGAGCUUCUCGUUACGAAAAACCAACACGUAGAUCUCGGUGAACGACUUAAAGGAGCGGUUAUUUACGUGUCUGACUCGAUCUGAGAUUUAGGGAUGAACUGAAAAUGAAUGUCAACCAGCAACCUCACAUGGCUUCUCCUUAUGGACAGCCACAGUCUGGCUACCAGGGAUACCCACCCUCUGGUUAUGGGGGUCAGCAGGUGCCCGGGGGAUAUGCGGCUCAGUAUCCUCCAUACAACGGGCCCGCAUCUAACUACCAAACAGGUCCACCUCAAGGAUAUACUCCUUAUGCAAGCUUUCCCUCUAAGGCUCUUGCGGCAAACUUAGUCUCUGACCUGUCCUCUUCCUCUCAACUUGACUUGGGUAUGAGAGGACCCCAAACCCCCAACGCACCCCCGGUGUCUGCAGCGCAGCCCUACUCCCAGUUUGGGCAGAGUGACGUACAGAACGGCCCACCGUCGAUGGGUGCCCCUUCACAAAGGCCACCUGUGUCUCAAGGAGCAAUGAACUUGACCGGUCCUCAGCCUGCAUACAACCAGCAGCUUGGGUCAUCAACCACCAAUAUGCAGCAGGUGACCAAUCAGAUGGCAGGCAUGCAGGUUGGGGCCACUGUACCCUCCUCAGCUGGCUCAGGCUACGCUCAACCUGCCAUCUCCCACUCUCCUGGUUCAGCUCCUCCAUCCUCUUUUGCCCCCACUUGGCCCCCACCCACUUCUGGUGCGCCCCAUACAUCAUCUCAGUCCUAUUACGGCACUCCUCCUUCUCAGCAACCAUUCCCAGGUACAGCCCUACCUCUCUCCUCUGCCCCUGGUCCUACCCAGCUCCCUCCUCCACCCUUGGCUUCACAGCAGGCUUACAGUCAGGCCUCUCCUUCCUCACAGCCUCAAUUCUCUUCAGCCCCACCAACAGGUCCUACUGCAUCAUAUGGAGGCCCACCACCACCAAUGCAGACCACUCACCCUAGAGCACCCCUUCCCACUUCCCAGCCUUCAGCUUUCUUCAGAGGGCCUCCACCCAGCUCUGCCCAAUCUCAGUACUCCACAGCCAUGCCCCCUGCCUCACAGCCCUCUCCAUUCCACUCAGGUCCUCCUCCACCUACUGCUGCUGGUGGAUUUCCACCUCAAGCAGGUGCACCUCCCAGGCCUGCACAGUCAGUCAUGCAAGGUCCUCCUAUGGCCUCUCAGGGGCCUCCCAUGACCCAAGCAAACCAUGUGACCCCUCCACAGCCUGGGAUGUUGCAUGGACCCUCUGCUCCUGGAAUGGCACUACCCCAGCCAGGGAUUCAGGGUUAUCCACCUCAGCAGAACGGUGCUUUUGGGCAAGUAAGAGCUCCUCAGCCUGGCUAUAGUGGACCAUAUCCUGGGCAGCAAGGCUACGGAGCUCCACAGACUGCACAAGCUCCACCUCCUGCAGCAAAGAGACUUGAUCCGGACUCCAUCCCCAGCCCGCAAGCCUCUGACAUACCGCCUGUGCAGAAAACAAGACAUAGAAUAGACCCAGAUGCAAUUCCCAGCCCAAUUCAGGUGAUCGAGGACGACAAGGCAAACAAAGGCACCGAGCCUUUUUUCACUGGGGUCAGAGGUCAGGCUCCACCCUUGGUCACUACCGACUUCCAUGUUAAAGAUCAAGGGAAUGCAAGCCCACGUUUCAUCCGUUGCACAACCUAUAACAUGCCGUGUACCUCGGACAUGGCCAAACAGUCCCAGGUGCCACUGGCUGCAGUCAUCAAACCUCUGGCUACUCUGCCUCCAGAUGAGAACCCUCCCUAUCUAGUGGAUCACGGGGAAAGCGGACCUGUUCGCUGUAAUCGCUGUAAGGCCUACAUGUGUCCCUACAUGCAGUUCAUCGAGGGUGGAAGACGCUUCCAGUGUAGCUUCUGCAGCUGUGUCACGGAAGUGCCUCCCCAUUAUUUCCAGCAUCUGGACCACACAGGGAAGCGUGUAGACUGCUACGACCGACCCGAGCUGUCCUUCGGCAGCUACGAGUUUGUAGCCACAGUGGAUUAUUGUAAAAACAAUAAGAUUCCUCAGCCUCCAGCCUUCAUCUUUUUAAUCGACGUGUCCUACAAUGCUGUGAAAAGUGGCAUGGUGAGGAUUGUAUGCCAGGAGCUUAAGACUCUGUUGGACUAUUUGCCCAGAGAGACCCCUGACGUGGAGUCCUGCAUACGGGUAGGUUUUGUAACCUACAACAAAGUGCUGCACUUCUACAACGUGAAGGCUUCUCUGGCCCAACCGCAGAUGAUGGUGGUCUCAGACGUGGCAGACAUGUUUGUUCCCUUGUUAGACGGUUUCCUUGUCAGUGUCUCGGAGUCCAGGGUUGUCAUUGAGAGUUUGUUGGAUCAGAUCCCUGAGAUGUUUGCUGACACACGAGAGACAGAGACAGUGUUUGGUCCUGUUAUCCAGGCUGGACUGGAAGCCCUUAAGGCUGCAGACUGUGCUGGAAAGCUGUUUGUCUUCCACACGUCUCUGCCCAUCGCCGAAGCUCCAGGCAAGCUGAAAAACAGGGAAGACAAGAAACUGGUUGGCACAGACAAAGAAAAGACUUUAUUCCAGCCCCAAGUGAGCUUCUAUGCCAACCUGGCGAAGGAGUGUGUGGCACAGGGCUGUUGUGUGGAUCUCUUUUUGUUCCCUAAUCAGUAUGUAGACGUGGCGACAUUAGGGGUUGUGCCCACUUCAACAGGAGGUUCCCUCUACAAAUACACCUAUUUCCAGGCCCAGUCUGACCAGGAGAGGUUUCUGAACGAUCUGAGGAGAGAUGUGCAGAAGCAGGUUGGCUUUGAUGCAGUGAUGAGGGUUCGCACAAGCACCGGUAUCCGGGCCACAGACUUUUUCGGGUCAUUCUACAUGAGCAACACCACAGACGUAGAGCUGGCGUGUCUGGACUGCGACAAAACCGUCACAGUGGAGUUCAAACACGACGACAAGCUCAGCGAGGAGACCGGCGCACUUUUCCAGUGUGCCGUGCUAUACACCAGCUGUGGUGGUCAGCGGCGACUGAGGAUCCACAACAUGGCAGUGAACUGCUGUGCACAGCUGGCUGACUUGUACAGGAACUGUGAAACAGACACCAUCAUCAACUACUUUGCUAAGUAUGCGUAUCGCGGCGUAAUGAACAACCCGAUCAAGAACGUGCGAGACAGCCUGGUGAACCAGUGUGCACAGAUCCUGGCCUGCUAUCGCAAGAACUGCGCUAGCCCGUCUUCUGCUGGCCAGCUGAUCCUCCCCGAGUGCAUGAAGCUGCUUCCUGUGUAUCUCAACUGCGUACUGAAGAGCGACGUUCUGCACCCCGGAGCAGAUGUCUCCUUAGACGAUCGUGGAUAUCUGAGACAGCUGGUCAGCGCUAUGGAUGUGGCAGAGAGCCAUGUGUUCUUUUACCCACGGCUGCUUCCAGUGCACAAGUUGGAUGUGGAGAGUGAUGCUCUGCCCGUGGCAGUCAGGGACUCUGAAGAGAGGCUAUCUAAAGGGGGCAUUUACCUCCUGGAGACUGGCCUGAACCUUUUCCUUUGGGUGGGUGUAAACACCCAGCAGGAGCUUCUCCAAAACGUCUUCGGCACCCCUGCUUUUAGCCAGAUCGACCCUGACAUGACCUCUUUGCCGGCGUUGAAUAAUCCAUUCUCCAAGAGGCUGAGGGAGAUUAUCGAGUCUUUCCGUGCCCAGCGCUCUCGCUUCAUGAAGCUGGUGGUAGUAAAGCAGGAAGACAAACUCGAGCUCAUCUUCAAGCAAUUCCUUGUCGAGGACAAAAACAACAAUGGCGGAGCUUCUUACGUGGACUUCUUGUGUCAUAUGCACAAGGAGAUUCGCACCCUUCUGAGCUAGGACAGCUUCCUUUUUCUGCCCUUUUUAAUUUGACACACCAGUUCUGUUCACCUGUCGUUUCCCCUCCUCUAAUGUAACCUUCUGUAAACGCAGGGAGGAAAAAUCAGUUUCUUUCUAUACUGUCACAUUCUUUUGUCUGUCCAUGAUUUGGUCGCCGUGGGGGGGGGGGGGGUGUGUGUGAGGGAGAGAGAGAGAUCAUGUUGGUGUACGUGAAUCGGCAUAUUGCGUGAGAGAUGCUGUUGAGAUUUCUCACCACUUCUUGAUAUAGUAACAGAUUAUCCAGCACAGCUGCAGUAAGGAUCAUUUUAUUCCUCCUGAACGAACACUUAAGUGCAGAAUUAACAACGUUAAUAAAUCAAAAAGCAGAAUAAUAGGCUUUAAAAGUGUGUGUGUGUGUGUGUGUGUGUGUGUGUGUGGACUGUGAGUGCGGGAACACCGGCACCGUAGGUGGGACUAGACAGCAUCUAAUGAUUGAACCUGGUUUUCUAAAAACAUCCCAUCGAAUAGAAAUUUCUUAUCGGAACAUCUUAGUUUUCCAUCAUUUAAUUUUUGUUGUCGUGGAUGUUUUGUCCAAUUAGUCCCCGUGUCCCACGGCCUUACGGACCCAUGUCUCCAUUUCUUACCCGUUUCUCUGCUAGUCUCUGUGUUUUUUGUUCUUCUUUAUUGUAAUCGCUAUUGGUUUGAAAGAGUGCAGAAACCUCUUGUGACCGGAUGAAUUAAUGGGAAGCAGAGAGUCCGUGUGCCGUUCACUUGUCUGUACAUCCAACUCUUCUGCUAAAAUAUACACUAUACAAUUCUAUGCAUCAGUGUAGGAACAUAAACGUGUCUAAAUGACGAGGGAUCAGAACGAGCGCCGAGCUGUGAUAGCGUGAGCGUUGAGAACAGACGACGAAUUCUCCUAUUGUGGAGAGGGUAUGGGGUCUAUCAGAAAGCUCUCCGACCGAGACGGACGAUGCGGUUCAGAUUAGCCAGCUGGACGGGAGUUUAUGCAGCCAAGCUUUUCUUAAUGACGAUGGAGAACUGUCGUCCAGAUGGCAGCCAUCUUCAAAGAAAGCGUCAGUACCUGGGUUUAUAUCACAGGAACAGCCACACACACUGUGUCUGCCGUCUUCACAGUUUCUGUCGGUUUCUUUUUUGGUUUUGUUUGUUUUCAUUUUCUUUCACUGUAUGAUCAAAUGCUAACGUGUACCAUAAAUCGUGGAUCAUUUUACAAUCCAAUAUUCAUUUCUAAACGUCUUUUUGAGGGAUAUAAUCCCGGAGUCACGUGCGGACAUCGCGGCACCGGGUCAUCGUCUACCCCGCUCUUGUUUUUCUAGUGAAAUAGCCCAUGUACAGUGAACAGCAUACGGUAAGAGUAGCGGAAACGAUUUAGAACUGCCGAUUUCUAACCAUUUUCAAGCAUGUGCGGGAUUGUGACCUGAAAAGCAAUCAACACUGAAUACCUUGUCAUCCACAUGUAUUUACAUGUACAGAAUUAAAAAUCACAUUUUAAACAUGA